UGCGUACACCCAUUGUUGAUGACAAGCUAGCUUCAUUAGCCAAGCGACUUGGUUGAUUUACCCUGUUUAGCUCUCAACUUACUGGCUGAUUUUUAGUCAGUAGGUUAGUUUGCUGUGGAUAGUCCUGUAGUGACUUCCUUAUUCCACCAUGCUACAGUUCCUGGCUGGCUUCACCCUGGGGAAUGUUGUGGGGAUGUACCUCGCUCAAAACUAUGAUGUCCCUAACAUAGCCAAGAAAAUUGAAGCUUUUAAGAAAGAUGUGGAGGCCAAGAAGAAGCCCCCAGAGUGAGCACAGCGGGACCAUGUUGCAAGCAAUACCAGAUUGACUCUGCAGAGAAACUAUUUAUUUUACAGGGUUAUGGUAUAAUGAGUGUACAUUUGAUAAAGGGACAUAUAAUGUAAAAUAUGAGAAUAUUAACAGUGCCUGGAACAGUAUUUGUUUCUUCCCUUAGUUUUAUAGGCAUGUUCUCAUAGUAGCCUAUUUUUGUAAGAUAAAUUGCUGAUCCAAGACUGGAUUUAAAGAACAUUAUAAAUAACUAGUGGGAACACUUUAUGUCCAGUAUCAUGGCAAUGUUGGCUGGCCUUUUCUAUGAUGCACUAUGGUGUUUUAAUUUACACAUGACAUUCAUUAUCUCCACAUAAUGUUCUUUAAAAUGAAUAUUACUUGAGUAUGCAUUUGCUCUUCUCUGUCUUAUUCCGCUAAGUUGAAAGAGAUUCUUCCGAUUUGUCAAAAGCUGCUGCCAAGCCUUUUAUGAUAUGAGUGAAAACAAUUCUGACUCAUUCAACUUUCAAUAAAGUUGCUGAUAAAAAUGUUA
Molecule: messenger RNA, 815 nt
Organism: Seriola dumerili (greater amberjack)
Lineage: Eukaryota; Metazoa; Chordata; Actinopteri; Carangiformes; Carangidae
Gene: stmp1
Product: short transmembrane mitochondrial protein 1
Exons: 3
Coding region: 149-289 (46 amino acids)
Source: RefSeq, a predicted model, not a curated record